This is a messenger RNA of Periconia digitata, 978 nucleotides long. NCBI's taxonomy places the organism in Eukaryota, Fungi, Ascomycota, Dothideomycetes, Pleosporales, Periconiaceae. The record is from the annotation of a GenBank genome assembly.
AUGAUGUACUCAAACGAUUAUUGGCGUAACUUUGUUGAUGAUCCAUCGAAUCUGUUCAUGUUUGUUUUCUUCCAGGAACCCCAUGGUUUCUAUCCACUUAGCGAUCGCGACGUCAUGCAAUCUCUCCAACACUCCAGCCACCGCUACCACCCCACCACAUCACUUCGGCCCCGCAGCAAACAGAACAGAACAGCAGCCCGACCGACGACCAUAUCACCUACUUAUUCGAUGGGAGAAUAUCGUCAGGGCCAGGCAAUCCGAUACAACAAAAUGCGCUCCGUUCUCGUAAUCCAGCCAAAUUCAACUCAGUCCAUGACAGACGGGUUGAAGCCCCUGACUGCACACGAGUACUUCACUGCGCCGUCAGGCCCCAAGAGCAUCAACAACGAGGAUGAUGCCGUUGAGAGUGUGAAGCACUGUUUGCCUGCGCUACAAAAGGUGCUCGAUCAGCACGACGGGUUCCUUGUCGCAUGCUACUCUAAGCACCCUCUAGUGCCGCAACUCAAGAGCGAGUCGGCGGUCAAAUCCUCACGCAAACCCGUUACUGGUAUUUUCGAAGCCAGCGUCGGCUACAGCCUGCAGGUCAUCCAUCCCGAUGAGAAGUUCGGCAUCGUAAGCACGGGCAAGGUCUGGGAGCAGAUACUCUCCGAAGCCGUAGAAGACUUUCUAGGCACAGGAUCGGAGGCCAGCAAGCGGUUCGCAGGGGUGGAAACCACCGGGUUGAACGCCACCGACCUGCACGACGCACCGGCCGAGGAAGUGCGAAGACGCAUGAAAUCUGCCGUGAAAAGGCUGCUCAGCAAGGGCAAGGUAGGCGCCAUCUGCCUCGGGUGCGCAGGCAUGGCCGGCAUGGACACAAUGGUGCGAGAAGCGUGCGUGGAGGAGCUGGGUCCCGAUGAUGGCAACAGAGUCAGAAUCGUGGAUGGCGUUGUCGCUGGAGUGGCAUGGCUGGAGGGUGCUGUCCGCUCUGGCUUCUAA